Molecule: messenger RNA, 5031 nt
Organism: Patella vulgata (common limpet)
Lineage: Eukaryota; Metazoa; Mollusca; Gastropoda; Patellidae
Product: asparagine--tRNA ligase, cytoplasmic
Exons: 18
Coding region: 100-1764 (554 amino acids)
Biological process (GO): asparaginyl-tRNA aminoacylation
Cellular component (GO): cytoplasm
Molecular function (GO): nucleic acid binding; asparagine-tRNA ligase activity; ATP binding
Source: RefSeq, a predicted model, not a curated record
AAUACACCCACCUGGAUAGAACGCCGUUGCAUUCACUGAGGGAGGACGUGUUUUCUUGGUGGAACUUUUCGGAAUUUUGGUGUGAAUUGAGACCAAUCAAUGACAGAUUUGGCAAAAGAAGCCCAGAAAUUAAGCAUGAGUAAAGAGAUUUAUACAUCUGAGAAAUAUGGGGAUGACCGUUCUGGAACUGGUACACAAGAUAAACCGUUCAAAACCGUACUUCAGGCUUUAAGACAUGGUGGUAAAGAUGCUACGAUUUAUGUUGAUCGUAAAGAAGAAAAUCUGAGAUAUGAUUUGGUUACUAAAUCUCAACUAAAAAAAAUCCUUAAACUCUUUGAGAAAGAAGGUCAUUAUGCUGGAGGGAAAGAGUCUGAAGAUGUGGAAAGAAGAGAGAAAAAUUUAGAAGAAGCUAGAAGUAUUGUUGUUGUGAUGGACAAAAGUUUACCAAAACCUAAACAGAUCAAAAUCCGAGAGACGGUGCCAAACCGUUACAUUAGAGUGAAGAUAUUUGGUUGGGUACACAGAUUAAGACGACAAGGUAAAAGUUUAAUGUUUGUCAUAUUAAGAGAUGGUACAGGAUUUGUCCAAUGUGUUAUGUCAGAUACUCUAUGUCAGACAUACAAUGCUCUUACAUUAGCAACGGAAGCCACAAUAUGUGUUUAUGGUAUUAUUAAAAAAUUACCAGAGGGAAAAUCUGCUCCAGAUGAUCAUGAAUUAUCAGUUGAUUUUUGGGAAUUGGUGGGUCCAUCACCUGCAGGUGGUGCUGACAACCUUCUUAAUGAGGAUGCAAAUGUUGAUGUUCAACUUGACAACAGGCACAUCAUGAUUCGAGGAGAAAAUACCUCUAAAAUUCUUAAAAUGAGAUCUGUGUUAAUGCAGUGUUUUAGAGAACAUUAUUUAAGUAGAGGAUAUUUUGAAGUCACACCUCCUACUAUGGUUCAAACUCAAGUAGAAGGGGGAUCUACAUUAUUUAAAUUUGACUAUUUUGGAGAAACUGCUUUUUUAACACAGAGUUCACAAUUAUAUCUAGAAACAUGUUUACCAUCGAUGGGAGAUGUGUUCUGUAUAGCCCAGUCUUAUAGGGCAGAAAAAUCUCGUACAAGACGACAUUUAGCGGAAUAUUCUCAUGUUGAAGCCGAAUGUCCUUUCCUCAACUUUGAUCAAUUAUUGGAAAGACUGGAAGAUCUUGUAUGUGAUGUUGUAGACCGUGUCCUCAAGUCUCCUUUUGCUCAUAUUGUAAAAGAUCUUCAUCCUGAGUUCAAAGCACCAAAACGACCUUUUAAAAGAAUGAACUAUACAGAUGCUAUUGAAUACCUGAAAGCAAAUGAUAUACGCAAGGAAGAUGGAACAUUCUAUGAAUUUGGUGAGGAUAUACCAGAAGCACCAGAAAGGAAGAUGACGGACAAAAUUAAUGAACCAAUAUUUUUAUGUAGAUUCCCUGCUGAAAUUAAAUCUUUCUAUAUGAUGAGAUGUACUGAAGACCCAAGACUAACAGAAUCAGUUGAUUUAUUGAUGCCUAAUGUUGGUGAGAUUAUUGGAGGUUCUAUGAGAAUCUGGCAAUUACAGGAACUAGAAGAAGGUUUUAAGAGAGAAGGAAUAGAUCCCACUCCAUAUUAUUGGUACAUUGACCAGAGAAGGUAUGGUACUUGUCCACAUGGGGGUUAUGGAUUAGGUCUGGAGAGAUUUUUAUGUUGGUUUCUUAACAGAUAUCAUAUCAGAGAAGUUUGUCUUUAUCCUCGGUUCUUAGAAAGAUGUCGUCCUUAAUGUGACUACUUUUAUCAUUUAUUAAAAUUUUUUGAAAUUAUUACAUAUCUUGCUUACAAAAUCAUGUUAUGGAGCCGAGCUCAAAAUAAAAUCUAAUUAUUUAAUAUACCGCUGUAUUCAAAUUUUAAUAUAUAUGAAAUUUUGAAAUCUUUGAGAAAGAGAUACUCUUUGAAGUAGUUGUCAAUUAUGUGAGGUGUAUUAUAAAAUCAUAUUUAUUGUUACUGUUCUUGUGACAUUAUUGAGGUCAAUAUUAUUGUUAUGAAGAUCUUUUUUUUUGUAAAUGUUUUAUUGGUAAUGUUCAAUCACGAAAUAUGCAUAUCAUUUAUUUGUUACAACUCUAUCUUAAAAAUAUGCUGCAAAUAAUGGAUAUCAAAAGUUUUAGAUUCUUUCUUUUGACCAAUUCAUAAUAUUUUUGGGAUUUAUUGUGUUCUGUACAAUAUGAUAAUAAAUGCCUAUUAUUGCUAUUCAAAACAUAUAUAUUUUAUGAUUAGGAUACUGAGUCUUAGUUUUGUUUGAAUGAAACACUUUCUAUUUAUUUAGUACUAAUGAGAAACGAAUAUUAGAACGAUUUUAUAUAAGUUUUUGUACGCCCACAUUUUCAUAUGGACGUAUAUUGUCGUCGCCCCUGUCUGUCCGGACGUCGGUCCGCGAUUGUUUGUGGACACUCUACAGGUCACAAUUUUUAUCUGAUUUCAACGAAACUUGAAAUAUAGGUUUAUCUCCCUAAAAUCUCGGUUCCUUUCGAUAUUGGCAUGUAUUGGACCGUAACUUCAUGGAUUAUGGCCCCUGGUUGUACAAAAAAUCGUGUUUUUAGCUUGUGGACCCUAUAGAGGUCACAAUUUUGUUGAAAUUUGAAAUGUAAGUUUAUAACCCAAAGAUCUCGGUUCCUUUCGAUAUUCGUGCAUAUCGGACCGUAACUUCCUGAAUUAUGGCCCCUGAUUGUAUGAAAAAUCAUGUUUUUAGCUUGUGGUCCCUCUAGAGGUCACAAUUUUUUUUUCCGAUUUAAAAACCGUUUAAAUAUUUCACCAUUCCACCAUAAUGAAGGUUGAAUUCGAAUUUCGGGAAAAUCGAAAUUAAACUGCCCGACAAAAUGGCUGCUCUUUGUACGCAAAUUGUGUAAAAGUAUGCAAUACGUGAUUGUGGACCCUCUAGAGGUCACAAUUUUUGUCCGAUUCUGAUGAAACUUAAAACGUAUCUUUAUAUCCCAAAGAUCUCAUUCCCUUUUGAUAUUUGCGCAUUUCAGACCAUAACUGUCUGGAUUAUUGCCCCUGAUUGUACAAAAAUUUACGUUUGUUUUUAGCUUGUUCCCUAUCCAUCUCUUGCAAAAUGUGGGCGUAUCCUGCCUGGCAGCCGCUGAUUGUUUUAAAGUUUUGAUCAUAAACACACAGAAAAAGAUUGAUAGAUUAGAAAAGGAUGGUUGGUUAUCAAUAAUUAUAUAGUUUUUAUUUUAUGUAAUCAAAUGCUAGCUUUAAAAUGUGCAAUGCCUUUAAUAAUUUCUAUUUAUACUGCAAGCUUGCUUUAUGAGAAGGAUCUAUCUGUUGUGAUAGUUCAUUCAUCAUUAUUAUAUUGUCGUCGCCCAUUCUGUCAGUUUGUCGUCCACACUUUCUUGUGAACACUCUAUAAAAACUACAUUUAUCAUCUGAUUGUUUUGAAAUUGAUAUAUGUUGUUUACAUAAGUGAGAUAAAGAAGCUUUUUUAAUUUCAAUAAUUUCUGUUAAUUUCUUCUGGAGUUAUGGCCCUUGUGUCACUUAUUGCACCUUGUGGACGACAAAAAUUAUCCUGAUCUUUAUAAAAUUUAAAUGCAUCUUUUUAAUUAGUGAAACUAAGAAGCCUAUUGAAUUUCAGCAAUUUCCGGUAAUUAUGUUUGUUGUUUAUUACAAAUUUAACGUCCAAUACAUAUGAUAUUAUGGACAGGUUGAUUUAAUUAAAUUAUUUACAUCUGAAGGAGUAAUAUACAGAUAAUGGGUAAAAUCACUAAAAAUAAAAAAAAGUUCUUGUAUAUUAUAAAGUCACUUUAAAACACAGGGCGGGUCAUCUUCUCACUUUGUCGAUGCCAUUGAUACGGAUUGAAAAAUCUCUGUGGGAAAAAGAAUCCGUUGGUUAAAUGUGGAAAAGCGAAUUUCUCGCAGUAAAAACCACAUAGCUGGACCCGUGGAGUAUUUACAUAUAAAAAUGUUCGUGCAGUUCUCUACAUAUAAUUCAAAAGUUAGUUAAAAGUCCCUUGACACAGAUCUCAACUUCGGUGUUUAAAAUCAUUUAUUGUCCAUUAAAAAAAUUUAUUUGUGUGUGACUCUUCCCAGAUAAAAAUUACCUGGAAAGGGAAAGAAGAUGUCUAGAGUUAUGGCCCUUUAUUUCACUUUGUCAAACCCUCUGAUCCAAUCUGUAUUAAAUUCAUAUGCAUUAUUUAAAUUAGUAAAACAAAGAAGCCGAUUGAAUAGCAGCAAUUUCCGUUUAUUAGUUCUAGAGUUAUGGCCCUUGUUUCACUUUGGUGAACUUUCAAACACCAAAACUUAUCAGUUGAUCUGUCUGAAAUUUAUAUGCAUCAUUUUAAUUAGUGAAACGAAGAAGCCUAUUGAAUUUCAGCCAUUUCCGUUAAUUAUUUCUAGAGUUAUGGCCCUUGUUUCACUUUGUUGAAUCUUGUGAACACUCUCACAAUAAAAGUUAUCAUCGCAGAUCUGUAUGAAGUUUAUAUGCAUUAUUUAAAUUAGUAAAACGAAAGAUCCUGUCAAAUUUUAACAAUUUCUGUAAAUUACUUCAAGAGUUAAGGAGAGAAAAAUGGGGUUUAACGUCCACUUGACACAAACUAGGUCAUAUUGGGACUAACAUAUAUAGUCCAAUUUUAUUUCAAUAAUUCACAUGCACGUAGGGGUCUUUAGCAGUGGGAGGAAACCCAGAGAAAACCAACGAGGUUGGACAGGCGAUACUCAAUAACAGACCUUAUGAUCCAAGGCACAUGCGCUAACCAUUUGUCACCCCCACCCACAAAGUUUGAGGCCCUUGUUUCAGUUUGUAGAACCAUUUUAACUCUCAAACGAUGGAAAUUAUAAUCUGAUCUGUAUGAAAUGGUCUUGUAAAGGCCCCCAAUUACCUACAAAUGAAUAAAUAUGCAACAAUCCUUUUCGACUGCUCGGACGAUUUAGCUGCUGUGGGUUUAUGUUUCUUUGCCUGGCAACCUAUCUUUGGCUGAUUAAUAAAAUAUUCAUACAUAUAUAUCAUAUAUAUCAUGAAAAUUCACGUCUUCAAAUUGGAAUAAAAUCUUAAACUAUU